This is a messenger RNA of Paralichthys olivaceus (Japanese flounder), 4082 nucleotides long. RefSeq names its product mitochondrial inner membrane m-AAA protease component AFG3L1-like. Gene Ontology annotation, molecular function: metalloendopeptidase activity; ATP-dependent peptidase activity; ATP hydrolysis activity. Gene Ontology annotation, biological process: mitochondrial protein processing. NCBI's taxonomy places the organism in Eukaryota, Metazoa, Chordata, Actinopteri, Pleuronectiformes, Paralichthyidae. The record is from RefSeq and is a predicted model, not a curated record. Gene Ontology annotation, cellular component: membrane; m-AAA complex.
CGCCUCCUCCGCUCCUCACGGCACAUCGUGUUUAGUACACUGUGUAUCUUUAUAUACAGUCUAUGUGUGUACCACAUGAUGUGAUGAGAUUCAAACAAAGUCAUCGUGCAGAGUUAGAGUCCUGAACACAACAUGUGCGACAGAGGUGACAUGAGUGGCUCCUGCAUGGAGAGGAGUGGAUUCAGCGGGGAGAGAACAGAAUGUACCCGAUGAGCCUCUCCAUUGUGUGGGUCCUGCGUGAGAUACACGCCCCCUGAAGCAGGAGCCUGCAGACCAGCACCGACACAGACAACUCGGGAAAUUCACGUCAAACUCACCUUUGUCUUGAGUGACUGUGAUCUCGCGUGCAUCUUGUCGGCAGCGGGUGUUGUGGCUCCUCGGUGGCUCGGACGGUGCAGCGAAGUGAAGCCGGGAGAAGAAGCUCACUUCAUGGCUCUCCUCUCCGUGAGCGUCGGUCCUUUCCGGAGCCGAAUGCGGACGGUCCGGACGUGGAGCCGAGACUUGUUCACGAUCCCGGCUACCUUCCACUGCUGCGGCGCCCUGGAGGCGACGUCAAUAAUCCAAAGGAAACUUCUAUAUCAACACAGACUCUCACUCACUCGGUUACUCAGCUCCAACAAACCACCAAGAGGUUUUGAAAAGUUUUUCCCAAAGAGUGAAGCGAGCGCAGGCGCCAAAAAAUCAGUGGAAGCUGAAAGUCCCAAAGAGCAGGAGUCUCCUGGAAGCGACUCAAACAACGAUGAUGGUGAAAGACGAAGAGGAGGAAAAAAGGAAGAAUCACAUUGGUGGACAAAAUUUCAGGAGGAUUUCCCCUUGGAUAAAAAAGUGUUGCAGAAUGUUGCCAUCGGAGCGGCAGGCAUGGCCUCAGCUUUUCUCUACUUUUACUUCAGAGAGACGGGCAUCCAGAUCUUGUGGAAGGACUUUGUGCAUCACUACUUGAGCGGAGGCUUGGUGGAUCAUCUGGAGGUUGUCAACAAACAGUACGUCAAAGUUUAUCCGACACGAGGAGUCAACACAUCAGAAGUGAGCUAUCUGUGGUUCAACAUUGGCAGUGUUGACUCGUUUGAACAUAACCUGAAGAUGGCACAGCAGGAAAUAGGCCUGAACUCCCCGCACAAAGUACCUGUGUACUACAGCACUCAAAGCGAUGGGGCGCUUCUUGCCAGCAUUCUCCCAUCUAUUCUUAUUGUUGGACUUUUGUUUUUUGCCAUGCGGCAGGGACCCAUGGCAGGUGGACGUGGAGGUAGUGGGCGAGCAAACCCCUUUAGCAUGAGCGAAUCCAAAGCCAAGAUAAUCAAAGACAACAUCAGCGUGCGUUUCAAGGACGUUGCAGGCUGCGAAGAAGCCAAACUGGAGAUCUUGGAGUUUGUCAACUUCCUGAAGAACCCAUGUCAGUACCAGGGGCUCGGAGCCAAGAUCCCAAAGGGUGCAGUGCUGUCAGGGCCACCUGGAAAUGGGAAGACGUUGCUCGCUAAGGCGACUGCAGGGGAAGCCAAUGUCCCCUUCAUCACCAUCAGCGGCUCAGAGUUCCAAGAAAUGUUUGUUGGUGUGGGCCCAGCUCGGAUAAGGGACAUGUUUGCCAAGGCUCGAAAAAACGCCCCCUGCAUCCUCUUCAUUGACGAGAUCGAUGCUGUGGGCAGGAAGAGAGGGAACUCUGGCGACCAGAGCGAGCAGGAGAACACACUUAACCAGUUGCUGGUGGAAAUGGAUGGGUUUAACAGUAGCACCAACGUGGUCGUUUUGGCUGGAACCAAUCGAGCUGAUAUCCUGGAUCCAGCUCUGAUGAGGCCUGGACGCUUUGAUCGACAUGUAUACAUUGGCCCACCAGACAUUAAAGGAAGAGCGUCCAUCUUUAAAGUGCAUUUAAAACCUCUGAAGCUGGACUCCAGUAUAGAAGCAGAGGCUCUGGCCAGAAAACUAGCUGCACUAACCCCAGGUUUUACUGGGGCUGACAUCGCAAAUGUGUGUAAUGAGGCAGCUCUGAUCGCUGCACGACACCUCAACCAGCACGUCAGCACGAAGCACUUUGAACAGGCAGUUGAAAGAGUAAUUGGAGGUUUGGAGAAAAAGACUCGGAUCCUGCAGCUUCCAGAGAAAACCACUGUGGCUUAUCAUGAGGCUGGACAUGCUGUGACGGGCUGGUUCCUAGAACAUGCAGACCCUCUGCUUAAGGUGUCCAUUGUCCCCAGAGGGAACGGUUUAGGUUAUGUCCAGUAUCUGCCUAAGGAGCAGUACCUGUUCACCCGGGAGCAGCUGUUUGACAGAAUGUGCAUGAUGCUGGGCGGCCGUGUGGCUGAGCAGGUUUUCCUCCGUCGAAUCACCACCAGAGCACACAAUGAUCUCAGGAACGUCACGCAAUCUGCCUACGCACAGGUCGUACAGUUUGGGAUGAAUGAGGCAGUGGGCCAGGUCUCCUUUGACCUCCCUCAGCAGGGCGACAUUGUUGUUGAGAAACCCUUCAGUGAACCCACAGCCCAGCUCAUAGACCAGGAGGUCCGCCUGCUCAUAGAUGCUGCCUUCCAGCGAACACUGCAGCUUGUCACUGACAAGAAGGAGAUGGUGGAGAAGGUGGCAAAAUGUCUUCUAGAAAAAGAGAUGCUCGAUAAGGCUGACAUGGUGGAGCUGCUCGGACCUCGUCCCUUUCAGGAGAAGUCGUCGUAUGAGGAGUUUGUUGAAGGGCUGGGUGAAUCUGAAGAAGACACCUCUCUUCCUGAAGGGCUGAAGAACUGGAAGGAGGGCAAAGGGAAUGAAAAACACAAUAAAUCAGCCAUUUACUUGUAGCUGCCUGUUGGCAAAUAUUCCACUGGAUUCUGGUAAAUAUAACUGAAGUAAGUACGGCACCGUCUGGUCCAGCCUGCAGCCUGUUGGGACUCUUAACAUGCAACUUUUUUAUUUAUUUUUUUAAUUCCAGCAGGAAUUCCAAAAAGUGCAUAAUUAUUAUAGUCAGGAGAAUUUAAACCAUUAAGCUAUAGCUCUCAGCACAGUGCACUUUGUAGCAUACGUUUCACCAGAGGUGCCUUCUGUUCCUCCUCUCCCACAGUCUGAUGCCGUCCUAUAGUGUGAUGACACUGAUAACAUGCAACAGAACAACUGGGAGUCAUGGACAGGAGAGUUACUGAGCUCAAGCAGAAAAAAGACCUUCUGUGAAAGGCACAGGACUUGUAUUGGUCAAGCUGCUGUUCUGGUAUCAUCACAUUUUCAUCAUCAAAGUUUUCCAGCCUCACUCAGUGCACAUGCUUUGUUCUUUAGCCUGUGGUAAAGAAUUCCCCAAGUCAAUUCAUCUACGUAACGUAAAGUCAAAUGUGUGAAGAAAACACAUUCUUCGUCUUUUCUUUCUCAGAUGCAUUUGACUGUUUCCUUUACAUCAUUGUCACAUGAAGACAUUCUUACUGAUUGAGUUGGGACUUUGUCUCAGUGUAAAUACACAAAUGCAGUGCCUGUCGAGCUGGAGCACGACCUUCGACCUUAACUGAUGUAAUCAGUGACAUAAUCAAUUGGUUGUUUCUCAUUUCAAGAGAAACCAUAGUAACAGCUAGAGCUGUUUUACGAUUUUAGAUCAAAGUCAAUUAAGUCGAUUUUCUCAGGAACCACUCAUCAAAAAAAUGGAUGACCAGUUAUUGAGAAAAUCAACAGACAGACUCAGAGAGGUCGUAGGUAGAUUUUCACCCCAUCAUCAUCCUUCUGAAAACUUCCACCAUCCUCAGACUUGUUCUCAUCAAUGUAAAGACAAAUAUUUUCAUGUGCACUUAAUGAGUUGUUGGUGUUAGUGAACUUAAGGUUGAUUUGUGAACUUCGUGCUGGAAAUAACUGGGCUGAGUAUAAAUCCGAUAUAAGCUACUGUAAGGAACAUUUUGUCAUCCAAACGUGAGCGGACUGAUUUAUGUAUGAUAACCUUGAAAUUGUGUGUUUGCUUCCUGUUUGACAGGGCACAGUUUUUACUUGAUCGUUUUUUACAACUAUUGUCACUUCACUUUGUCAAAGUUUCUCUUAAGGGACAAUGUGAUUAACAACAAAAAUUCAAUGUAACGUUUUAUUCUGCCAUUACUGCACACUUUGCAUGCGUGGUGCUGUCAAAUAAAUGC